Messenger RNA from Archocentrus centrarchus (flier cichlid), 1336 nucleotides. RefSeq names its product N-acetylglucosamine kinase (gene nagk). The record is from RefSeq and is a predicted model, not a curated record. Bases 46 to 1092 code for a protein of 348 amino acids. Gene Ontology annotation, molecular function: N-acetylglucosamine kinase activity. NCBI's taxonomy places the organism in Eukaryota, Metazoa, Chordata, Actinopteri, Cichliformes, Cichlidae. The transcript has 10 exons.
UCGCGAUAACUGCGCUCUUGUCCGGAUCCAAACAGGAACUGAGCCAUGGCGAGAGUGUUCGGCGGAGUUGAGGGUGGAGGAACUCACUCCAAAGCGGUGUUGCUGUCGGGGGAUGGGAAGGUGCUGGCAGAGACAACAGGGCCGUCCACCAACCACUGGUUGGUCGGGGUGGACAAAUGUAUCUCAACCAUCAAUGACAUGGUCCAGAGAGCCAAGGCUGAGGCGGGGAUGGAUCCAAACACGCCGUUAUACUUGCUGGGCAUGUCUCUGAGCGGAGGCGAGCAGAAGGAUGCCAUCGACAAACUGAUCGCUCUCAUGAAGGAGCGGUUCCCCGGCCUCAGCGAGCACUACUUCAUCACCACCGACGCCAUUGGGGCCAUGGCCACGGCCAGUGAUCGCGGCGGUGUUGUCCUGAUAUCAGGGACUGGCUCAAACUGCAAAUUAGUCAAUCCCGAUGGCUCGCAGAUCGGCUGUGGAGGCUGGGGUCACAUGAUGGGUGACGAGGGAUCAGCCUUCUGGAUCGCUCACUUGGCUGUGAAGACGGUGUUUGAUGCCAGAGACAACCUGGCCGCUCCUCCUCACGACACUACGCAUGUUCGAAAAGCCAUGGAGGAGUAUUUCCAGGUGUCAGAUCUGAUGGGCAUGCUGCCACACCUCUACACAAACUUCCAGAAGUCUUAUUUUGCAGGUUUCUGCAAGAAGCUGGCUGAAGGUGCCGAGGCAGGGGAUGCUCUCUGUCAGUAUGUGUUCUCUCAGGCUGGGCAAGUCCUGGCAAAGCAUGUAGAAGCAGUCUUACCUGCUGCACAGGAGCCGUUAGUGAGCGGCGACCUCGGCCUGCCCAUCCUGUGUGUGGGCUCGGUGUGGAAGAGCUGGGAGCUCCUGAAGCCAGGUUUCACUGAAGUCUUGGAUAAAGUGGCAUCGUCUGACAAGUUCAAGGGCCAUUUCCACGGCUACAGCCUCCUAAUUUUGCAGCGGUCUUCAGCCCUCGGCGGUGCCAGUCUCGGGGCCCAGCGUUCAGGUGCUACCAUAGCUAUGGAUUAUGCUGCCAAUGCCAAAGUCUUCUAUCGACACACCUUCAGCAGCAGCACAUGAGAAUGCCGUGCAGGAAGAUGUACCGACCAAUUAUUAAUUUUUAGCAUGAUUGUUUUACACAUGAUUUUUAACAUCCUACAAGAUUCCAAGACAGCGGUCGAAAAGAGUUGAGAUCUCUGUGGUUUUAACUGCUGCGUGGCAGCUUUAAUGACAGUAAACUUAUAGUACUUUCAUUGUACUGUAUAAAGACUUUUUAAAACUUGUAUACAUUUAUGAUUUAUAAAUAAAAAAUAAAGCUGGAUUA